ACGAGUGAGUACAAAUGUCAACAGCUGGCCCAAAACAUUAGCUUAGCACACAAGUUUGUCGCCUCUUUCGUACUUUUUUUUUUUCCUCACACCGAAGCGAUGUUUGGGCUGUUUAAGCGUUCUUCAGUUUGAGGAUGGAAGCAUCAUGUUUGGACUUGGCUCUGGAAGGUGAGCGGCUCUGUAAGGCUGGUGACUAUCGCGCAGGUGUGUCCUUCUUUGAAUCUGCCAUCCAGGUUGGAACAGAGGACCUCCAAAUCCUCAGCGCCAUCUACAGCCAGCUGGGAAAUGCCUACUUUCACCUUCAAGAGUAUAAUAAAGCCCUGGAGUACCAUCGGCAUGACCUCACACUCACCAGAACGAUUGGAGAUGAACUUGGUGAGGCAAAAGCCAGUGGUAACCUUGGGAACACAUUAAAGCUUUUAGGAAGAUAUGAAGAAGCUGUGGUUUGUUGCCAAAGACAUUUGGAUAUCACAAGAGCCGUAUAUGAUAAGGUUGGGCAGGCUCGAGCGCUGUAUAAUUUCGGAAACGUUUACCACGCCAAGGGCAAGAGCCUCUGCUGGACUGGAGCAGAGCCAGGAGAUUUUCCAGAGGAGGCCAGGAUAGCCCUGAGGAAAGCUGCACAAUACUAUGAAGCAAACCUGUGCCUCGUGAAGGAAUCAGGUGACCGGGCAGCCCAGGGUCGUACCUACGGGAACCUUGGUAACACUUACUAUCUGCUGGGUGACUUUGAAACUGCUGUAGCCGCACAUGAGAAGCGACUUCUCAUUGCUAAAGAGUUUGGUGAUAAGUCUGCUGAGCGGAGGGCACAUUGCAACCUUGGCAAUGCAAACAUAUUCCUUAGCCAGUUUGACGUGGCGGCUGGUCAUUACAAGAGGACUCUGCAGCUGGCCAGGCUUUUGAAGGACAGAGCGGUGGAGGCUCAGGCCUGCUACAGUCUAGGAAACACCUACACACUGCUGCAGGACUAUGAGAGAGCCAUUGAUUAUCAUCUCAAACAUCUGGUCAUUGCUCAGGACCUCAACGACCGAGUCGGGGAAGGAAGAGCAUACUGGAGUCUAGGAAAUGCCCACACUGCCCUGGGGAAUCACCAGCAAGCAAUGUACUUUGCCGAGAAACAUCUGGAAAUUGCCAAAGAGACUGGAGAUAAAAGUGGCGAGGUGACAGCCAGGAUGAAUUUGUCGGACCUACGGCUGGUUGUAGGCCUGAAGUCCAACCCCAACAUCCAUCCCAACAUCUUCCGCAACACCAAUACCAAUAGCUCUGCUCUGCAAAUAAACUACCAUGGUUACCCCAGCCUACCAGUGGUCAAUUCUCCAUCAAGGAAGGGAGGUAGUGCUGAGAACAUGGAGCCCAAGAGUCCAACGCCUGACAAAAAUCAAAGUGGAGACUCCCCAGCACUUCCAGUACGUAAAAAAUCACUUGGAAUGGACUGGGAGGAGGAUACAUUUCCUGGGUCUUCAAAAAACAACACAAUCAAGGCCUCCACUAAGCUUUUCCUCUUCCACCGACUAAAAAGCAAGAAGCAGAAGAACAACAAGUCACCUCCUAAAGACCAGCCAGAAAACCGCACUGAGCACACAGCUCCCGACCUCGACACAUCAACGUCUCCUAAGCUGGGAUCACGGGAUACUAUUGGGGAGGAUGGCUUUUUCGACCUCCUCUCUCGUUUCCAGGGCAACAGAAUGGACGACCAAAGGUGUACACUUGAUGGCCAGAGCCAUGUCCCUGCCCACCCCUCUCCUUCCUCCACCCUAUCUGUAUCUGAAGCCAAAUCCGUUUCGGAGCGCGAAACACCAUUGCAGGAUCCUGGUCAUUUCCUGGAGCUGCUGGCCAGCUCCCAGGCCCGUCGUCUGGACGACCAACGAGUAAACCUGAGCCAUUUUCCUGGCUUGCGUCUCAGCACCUCCAACCCGCCUCGUACACCCUCCACCUCCAGCACAGAACAAGUCCCGUCACAAGCACCCAUCUCCAGUGCAGAUACCCCUCACACACCCUCCCUGUACGGUCGCCUCGAGGCCAGUGCUGAGCAGCCUGAGGGAGAUGAUGUCUUCUUUGACAUGCUAGUGAAGUGCCAGGGCUCCAGACUGAAUGACCAGAGGUGUGCUGCUCCACCGUCUACAAAUAAGGGACCAACUGUACCAGAUGAAGAUUUUUUCAGUCUCAUCCUACAUUCCCAGUCGAACAGAAUGGAGGAGCAGCGAGUUCCACCUCCCCCUGGUGUCACACAGUCCAAACCAGACUGACUUCCAAGUGUGAUUUUUUUUUCCCCAUUUUAUCUCAGGAUAUCAACUGAAGUAACCAAGCUUCUUUUUCUUUUUUAAUCAUCUUGUUUUUUGUAACCAACAAUACUCGUGAUUCCUGCCUUUUUGGAUUUUCCCGACAACCUUCCUGUCAGACUGCCACGAUCAGAGGGGUCGCUUCAUGGAGUCAAAAAUACAAAACUGGCCUGGGAAAAUUUAGGAUUAAGACUUGAGAACUACUUUUUAUAGAGCUGCCUGUGUUUUUUUUUAGGUAGCCACCUUUUUUGGGGGGUGUCACAGUUGACUGCUUUUAUCAGGAACCUCAAGUGUACCAGUGACAUCUGCCCACUCUGGAGGCUUGCAUCAAGUGACUCGUACAAGCUGAGCUGUGGUGGUUCACAGAUGAUUUUUUGAUGAUAAACAAAAGAUAUUUUAUAUACCCAAGGUUCUGAAAUUAAGCAAACUGAAACAAUGCUUGGCCUGCCCUGCCCAUUUACAACUUCAUGUUGGUUUGAAUUGAUGCCAGACCUCCCCAGCAGUAACUCAUGACAGGGUCAAAUGGCAAAUCUCCUCUGGGAAAUAAAAAAGGCCACAUCCACUGCUACACUGGUGACUAGUGGAGCCAUUUACAAUAUCUGCUUCCAGAUAUUGCUUUUAAAGACUUGUCAGUUUUACAGUGUUAACUGUUGUAUGGGUUCUUGUAUUAAAUACUGAAAUGGGAUUUUUCUGCAUUGUAACAGGAUUUUACAGAAGAUCAACUAGUGUGUGGGGAAAAAAAAUGUCAUAGCUUUUAUACUGAUGAUUCUCCUCACAAUGGAGAAAUAAAAUCUCAUUUAAUGUA
Molecule: messenger RNA, 3081 nt
Organism: Stegastes partitus (bicolor damselfish)
Lineage: Eukaryota; Metazoa; Chordata; Actinopteri; Pomacentridae
Product: G-protein-signaling modulator 2-like
Exons: 15
Coding region: 135-2243 (702 amino acids)
Biological process (GO): establishment of mitotic spindle orientation
Cellular component (GO): cell cortex
Molecular function (GO): GDP-dissociation inhibitor activity; G-protein alpha-subunit binding
Source: RefSeq, a predicted model, not a curated record